UGUUAUCCCCUUAUCACUUGGACUGCGAACACCACCAUUGCCAGCGAACUUAGCAGUUAAACAAUGGCAGCAAUAGCUAGUCUCAACCUCUCAACUCCAAGAGCACUAGCUAGGACACCAGACUCUGCCAAGGCUCAAUCCUUCGGGAGUCCAUGUAUUCUUAACCAGCCAUGGAAGAGGUGGCAAGUCGGACCGGGUCGAAUUCAGAUGCGACCCAUGAAGGCAGCCCCGGAAGGGAUAUCAGAGAAAGUGGAGAAGAGCAUUAAGGAAGCGGAGGAGGCGUGCGCGGGUGACCCGGUGAGCGGUGAGUGUGUGGCGGCGUGGGACGAGGUGGAGGAGCUUAGCGCGGCAGCGAGUCACGCCAGGGAGAAGAAGAAGGCGUCCGACUCUGACCCGUUGGAGGAGUUCUGUAAGGAGAACCCGGAGACUGUCGAGUGUCGCACUUACGAAGACUAGUUAGUAAUUUCAAAUAGCAUGUUGUUUUUCAGUAAAAUCUCUCUCUUUUUUGUUCAUGCUAUUGGAAUUAUGGUCCUGUUCUUUAUACGAUACCAUCUUCAAAUUUUAUAAGUAGUUUACUUCUUAUAAGAUUGUUAUCCGACAGUAAAAUUUAAAUCAGAAUUGAAAUCACAUUCCUGUGAAUAUGUAAUUUGAUGUAUGAUUAACACAAAACUAUCAGAAAGAAAAUCACAUCCUUCAUCAGUAAGAUUGAUGGUACCGAAUCUAAAUCCUUCAAGGACCCUAUGAAGAAUCUUGCUA
Messenger RNA from Tripterygium wilfordii, 756 nucleotides. Its product is annotated as calvin cycle protein CP12-1, chloroplastic-like. Gene Ontology annotation, biological process: negative regulation of reductive pentose-phosphate cycle. Bases 64 to 456 code for a protein of 130 amino acids. The transcript has a single exon. Lineage: Eukaryota; Viridiplantae; Streptophyta; Magnoliopsida; Celastrales; Celastraceae. The record is from RefSeq and is a predicted model, not a curated record. Gene Ontology annotation, cellular component: chloroplast.